This is a messenger RNA of Clonostachys rhizophaga, 1500 nucleotides long. The record is from the annotation of a GenBank genome assembly. Lineage: Eukaryota; Fungi; Ascomycota; Sordariomycetes; Hypocreales; Bionectriaceae.
AUGUCAGACCAGCCACGACGUCCACGGCGUCUCAAGGUGGCGCUGGCCUGCGAACCCUGUCGGGAACGCAAGGCUCGCUGUGAUGGAGUCAAGCCACUCUGCUCCACGUGCCGUCGUCUGGCAUUAGGUCUUGAGCAGUGCAUCUACAAGGUGGACAAUGCGCGCACAGCAUGUAUUGAUGACUACACAAAAUCUCUCCACGAACGAAUCCGUGUAUUGGAGGAGACUUGCUCGAGGCAUGGCAUAGACCCUGAAUCUGGUUCAACUGCAGACAAUGUAGAGAGCGGCCCAUCAGAAAGCCAGGCGAACCUAGACGCCUUGGUCAUGGGAACCUCACAAGCGCAUAUUCUGACACCCCUGUCGUCCGCUGCGACUGAAGGCAUUGAGACUUCGAGCAAGGGCUCAUACUUUGAGCGAGUGUUUUACCUAUACCCAGUCUUUGAUAGGGACUCCUUUGAGAGCGCAUAUCAAUCUUUAUGGACACCAGGUGGGCAACACCAGGGUCACCCGGACUCAAGCCUAGAUAUAGGUCUCGGGGGACGUGGCGGAGGCGCAACAACCAUUGCGUUUCAUUCUUCACUCAAUUGUAUUUUUGCGCUGGGAAGUGCCGUUUCCGAUCUAUCUACAUCAGCUAAACUGACCGCCUAUGAUGUCUUCUUCUCACGGUCCAAACAAAACAUUAGCCUGGAUUUAGUCGACAUGAACAACAUCAGUGUUGUUCAAACAAUGUUAUUGGUGGCUCUCACUUUACAAGGGACGCCGUUCCCUGAUCGAUGUUGGAACGCAGUUGGUAUGGCCUGCCGCAUAGCCCAAAGUCUAGGUUUGCACAGUAUGCCAAAGUUCGACCCUCAAGAGUCCCGAGUGUGGAAGAUUCGGCGCCGCACAUGGCAUGGAUGUAUUGUACUUGAUACGGUUGUGAGCAUGAACUUUGGGAGGCCUACGAUGUUGACCAGCCUCUCUUCACUGGUCGUACCGCCCCCUGUGGAGUUCGAUCCAGAAGCAUGUGAAGAUAUGAAGAUGCAAUUUCAAAACGAAAAUGUCCGUUUGAGCAUCAUAUUGGAAAGGAUCCUGUCAAAUGUGUACCAGCCCUGGCAGAGUACAGUCUUCCAUGACCACCAUCCCGCAGCACAGCCGGAUAUGGCUUGUGAAAGCAUGGAUACUUUUGUCGAUCUCGAUGGACGAUUGAGUGCGUUUGAGACAUCAGUGCCCGCAUUUCUAGCGUGGAAAGCAGCCACAACAAUGGAAUUUCACACUGGAGACACAGGCAAGCUUUUUGCCAUGCAAAGAAAUAUCCUUCACGCGCGAUUUAUUUACGUGAGACUGAUGCUCUAUCGGCUCAUUUUGACGAGGUUGCUAGCAUCCGAGAUCUCAGGCAAAUUGAAUAACGGUUUACAAGCCUCCUUCAACAGAGAUGGGGCGAGAGCCUGUGUAAACUCAGCUAUAUCGCUGAUCACUCUGGUUCGGGACACCUUCUCCACUGAUCAUACAGGUGCCUGGUGA